AUGGCCGACCACGCGGACUCAAGCGCCAACUACUUGUCGAAGCAUCCAAGCCAUGCGGCAGUACAUUCUGGUGAGCCCUACGAGAAGAUGUCGGCCGGUCGAUACGUUGGAACGAGGCUGUCUUCCCUAAAGCCUCCCAUGGUUCCUCUGGAGAAUCCUUUCAGCCUUCUUCGUCAGCUCAACCGACAGCAAUGGGCAUUUUUUGGGAUUGCGUUUUGCGGAUGGGCGUGGGACAGCUUCGACUUCUUCACCGUAUCCUUGGCUCUUAGUAAAAUGGCCGCCACUUUCGGUGUCACAACAAAGCAAAUGACUUGGGGCAUUACCCUGACUCUUAUGCUGCGAUCUGUCGGCGCCAUUAUCUUCGGUAUCCUUGCAGAUCGUUAUGGCAGGAAGUGGCCUUUCAUCGGUAACAUGAUACUGUUUAUUGUCCUGGAGCUAGCGACCGGAUUCGUCUCUGACUACAAUUCCUUCCUGGCUGUCCGAGCACUAUAUGGUAUUGCGAUGGGAGCCCUCUACGGUAAUGUUGCAUCAACAGCCUUGGAAGACUGCCCUGUCCAGGCACGAGGUAUCAUAUCAGGUCUUAUGCAACAAGGAUAUGCCUUUGGAUACCUAUUAGCUGUCGUCUUCGCGCGAGCCUUGGUAGACACGACCAGUCAUGGCUGGAGGCCGCUAUUCUGGUUCGGCGCCUGUCCUCCAGUACUACUCAUAAUCUGGCGGCUGUACCUCCCAGAGACGAACACUUUCAUCGAGCGCCAGCAAGUGCGCCAGCUAAGUGAGAGUGCCGACAAAGUCUUCUUGCGGGAAGGUAAAGUAGCGCUCCAGAGGCAUUGGAAGGUGCUGCUGUACAUGGUGCUACUGAUGGCGGGCUUCAACUUCAUGUCACACGGGUCGCAAGAUCUAUAUCCAACACUCCUCACAAAUCAGUACGGGUUUUCGGCGAAUGGCGUCACCAUCACCCAAGUCGUCGCCAAUCUCGGCGCGAUACUCGGCGGCACAGUCAUUGGAUAUCUCUCUCAAUCUCUCGGGCGUCGUCUCUCCAUUAUUAUCGUCUGUAUUAUUGGCGGCGCUCUGCUCUAUCCCUACACCUUUACUGGAGACGACAAGGUCAUUGCAGCGGCAUUCUUCGAGCAGUUUUGUGUUCAAGGAGCAUGGGGAGUGAUUCCUAUCUACCUCAUGGAGAUGUCGCCUGGUAGCUUCCGUACCCUCGUCGUAGGUGCGAGUUAUCAACUUGGAAACCUGGCCUCAUCCGCAAGCUCGACUAUUGAGGCAACCAUCGGUGAACGAUUCCCAUUGCCGUCGAAAUUGGUUGCUGGCAAAGUGGUCCACAGAUACGACUAUGGGAAAGUCAUCUGCAUCUUUCUUGGAUGUGUCUAUGCAUACGUCAUAAUUUUGAUCCUAGCUGGGCCAGAGUAUCGGGAGCGGUCUUUGGGUGUUGCGCAUGAUACCGACUUGGAAAUUGCUGCUGGACAUGACGCUGUUGCUGCUGUGACAGGGGAGGAUGAUUGGCCAACGGAGAAGGCUGGUGCUACUCGAGUCGAGAAGGUGUAA
Recurvomyces mirabilis is the source of this 1548-nucleotide messenger RNA. RefSeq names its product Carboxylic acid transporter. Gene Ontology annotation, biological process: plasma membrane lactate transport. The transcript is spliced from 6 exons. Bases 1 to 1548 code for a protein of 515 amino acids. Gene Ontology annotation, cellular component: membrane. The record is from RefSeq and is a predicted model, not a curated record. Gene Ontology annotation, molecular function: secondary active monocarboxylate transmembrane transporter activity. NCBI's taxonomy places the organism in Eukaryota, Fungi, Ascomycota, Dothideomycetes, Mycosphaerellales, Teratosphaeriaceae.